Messenger RNA from Stylonychia lemnae, 792 nucleotides. NCBI's taxonomy places the organism in Eukaryota, Ciliophora, Spirotrichea, Sporadotrichida, Oxytrichidae. The record is from the annotation of a GenBank genome assembly.
AUGAAAGGUAGAGGAGGAGGUGGUCGAUCAUCAGGUGGAAGCAGAAGUUCCUCCUCGUCCUUUAGAUCUUCUUACUCGGUUGGUUUUUAUAUUGGUGGUGGAUACUAUUACUCUAGAAAUGGUGUAUCUGGAGGCAUCUGGUGGAUUCCAUUUACAGUUAUAAUUGGAAGCAUUUUACUCUUGGGAAUAAUUGUUGCAUGCCUAGUAAAAUACAUGAAUAUACGAUGCUAAACAGCUUGCUGUAUUUUACUAUGCUGCAAAUGUGGGUCAUACCGAGAAUAUGAGGAUGAGCUGAAUAAAUAAGAAUAGAAAAGACUAGAAAUUCCAUAAACUGUAAAUCCAAACUUUAUGGCAGGCGCUACUGUUAUUGACAGAACGGCUGAAAUAGAAGCACAAAUGAAAGCUCAGUAAAUGGGCAUAGCUUAGCCAGGAAUGAUGAUGCUAGAUCAGAAUUAAAAUAAUUAAUACAUGAUGAUAGAUGAUUCUGCAAAAAUGCAAAUGUUCCAACCUUCUUAUCCUCCUCCAGGAUAAGGUUAUCCUUAAAUGAUUCCAAACGAUAAUCAGUAGUAUGCCAACAUUUAGCCAGGACUCUACCAGAUGAAUGAUUAUUCAAUGAAUUCUGUAGGCUAUACGAAUAAUGGUCAGAACUCUACUUAAGGGUACCCAUAAGGAUUUAAUAUGCCUGUUGGUAAUGAUUUAAAUACUUAUCCUCCAUCUUAGAUGGGAGCCUACCAAUAGUAUCCUCAUUCAAAUUUGGAAUCAAUACCAGAAAACUAAUACAAUAAUCAAUGA